Molecule: messenger RNA, 1283 nt
Organism: Populus nigra (black poplar)
Lineage: Eukaryota; Viridiplantae; Streptophyta; Magnoliopsida; Malpighiales; Salicaceae
Product: protein BIG GRAIN 1-like A
Exons: 1
Coding region: 1-1185 (394 amino acids)
Biological process (GO): auxin-activated signaling pathway
Source: RefSeq, a predicted model, not a curated record
AUGUACAAGAAGGAGAGAUCUUCAAGGGAAACUACAUUCCCUCAGAGAAGAAGGACCCCAUCUUUCUCUUCGACUCUUCUUGAUUCUAUUUACCGUUCGAUUGAUGAUUCCAACGGCGAAGAACAUGUGUUGGGGCGAUACUCUAGAGAAACAACCAUGAUCAAGAAACAGGGUUGCAACUCUGAUUCAACAACCAGGCGUGAUGCAUCAUUUCUUGAAGGGGAGAAACAAGCAUCUCCUACUCUUCGUCGAGCUGUCAUGAUUGAAAGCUGGAUGGAGAAGCGAAGCUCUCGUGGCUCUAAGCAUUAUAACGCCACCUCAAGCUCUUCAGACUCUAGCUCUGCAGGGGGAGGGGGAGGGGGAGGGGGAGGAGGAGAUGUGUUCUCGUCCUCCGAAAAUGAGUCCAGUGUCAAAGAAAAUUCAAGUUUUGCCCAACAAAGAACCAAACCACUUUCAGAUACGCCACAACAGAAGCCAAGGUGUGAAGGCGGAGGCUUUAGUAAGACAAAGUUAAGAGCAUUAAAAAUCUAUGGUGAAUUAAAGAAGGUAAAACAGCCAAUUUCACCAGGUGGUCGCAUUGCAAGCUUCCUAAAUUCUAUUUUCAAUUCAGCAAGUGCUGCAAAGAAAGUGAAAAUGUGCUCUAUUGGAGCCAUGGAAGAUGUAAGUUUCGAGCGUAAAUCAAAGUCUGCUUGCUCAUCGGUUACUUCCUUUUCAAGGUCUUGUUUAAGCAAAACACCCCCUCCAAGAGGGAAACCAAGCAAUGGCACAAAAAGGUCAGUUCGAUUCUAUCCAGUCAGUGUCAUUGUUGACGAGGAUUCUAGACCUUGUGGGCAUAAAUGUAUUUAUGAAGAUGAUCCAGGAUUGAUGCCAAUGCCCCAAAAAGCUGUCAAGAGUACUUCUGUUAGGGAAUUAGAGGUUGCUAGAGGAGCAGCAGCAGGUUACUGGAGAAGAAGUUGUCAUCAAAAGAAGAGUGUUAGUGAAUUUGAUUUCAGGGGCUUUCACAGCUAUGUUGAAGGUGAAGGUGAUGGUGAUAGCAAUAGUGAUGAUGAUGAGAGUUGUUCAAGCUCUGAUCUCUUUGAGCUCGAUCAUCUUAUUGGGAUUGGAAGGUACAGAGAGGAGCUCCCAGUGUAUGAAACCACUAAUUUCAAAACUAAUCAGUCCAUUGCUAAUGGCUUCAUUCUGUAAUAUUCAUGUUGUUAUCAAAAUGCAAAUCUAAAUCAUCAAUGUAAUUAAUGUUUUGGGGACUUAUCUAAUCAAUAAUCUAUUUAUUUUCUUUCUAAUCA